CAUUUUUAGUGCAUGGUUUGAACUUUUGAAACCUCCUUUCCCUCUUCAGUCCUUCACCGUCCCUCCCCCCCCUCCCCGGCCACUCCCAAUCCCUAAUAAUUCUCCAAUGUCCAAGAAGAAAAUCCCACCAGAAAGCGAACCCGGCGGCGAUGGCAGCGCCGGCCGACGCCCUAACCCACCAAACCCCUCUCCGAAGGUCUCCCCGAUUCCAUCCCCAGAAGAACGACGAUCCAAUUUCCAAGAGCAACCCCAGCUCCAAUCUUCUCCUUUCUCGCCGGAUUCGAAGCAGACCCAGAAGAAAUCCUCCGGGAUCGCUCAAGUCCCGGCAAAUCUCGGUGCCGGCACGGCCGAAUGCGUCCCAGAGCCGGAGACGGUCCCCGAGAUUAGCCUCCAAUUCGGCCGAGGUCACGAAGAAAGAUGCCGAUUUCUCGCAGAGCCGGAGGAGGUCUCCGAGGUUUGCCUCCCAAUUCGGCCGAGGUCACGAAGAAGAUGCCGAUUCUCGCAGAGCCGGAGGAGGUCUCCGAGGUUUGCCUCCAAUUCGGCGAGUCACGAAGAAAGAUGCCAUUUCUCGCAGAGCCGGAGGAGUCUCCGAGGUUUGCCUCUGAUCUGGCUGAUGUUAUGAAGAAAGAUGGAGCUUUCGUUGUCAAACCGAGCGGUCUGGGAGAUUGAUGGCUUCUCCGAGGUUGCACCAAAGGGUUGCUGUUGAUUGGACGGGGGACGAGAAUAGUGAUCGAGAGAGGGGAGAGGGAGAAGAAGAGGAGAAAGAGAGUGGAGAAUGUUGAAGCGGAGAUGGAGACAGGAAGAAGCGAGGUGGAGGAAUGUUGCGGCUUCGAGGCUUGGACGAGAGAGCAGGAGGCGGCGUUGCGGAGGGCUUUACUUUUGGCGAGGCCAUCACCGCAUUUCUGGAAGAAGGUGUCCAAAAUGGUGCCAGGAAAGACUGCACAGGAAUGCUUCAACAGAAUCCAUGCUGACCUCGGAACCCCAACUCAACCUCAACCUCGUUCAAGGGCAAAUAAAUUGAAUUUUUCUCCUGUAGGCAGUUUUACUUCGUCAGGAAGUAAAAUGAAAGAACUUAUGGUGACAAAAAUGAGAAGAGUUAGAAGUAGUAAACAGAAGAGUCUUAUUGCACGGAAGACAGCAAGGCAUUUGCUAAGGAAGCACUGCCUCACUGAUCGAAGCCAGGAAGCAGAUCAUUUCUCAAAUUUUGAAACUUCACCAAAUUCUGAGAUUAUGUCACCUGAAACAACUGAUUGCAUAACCAAUCCCUCCAUUUUUCUCCAAAAUUGCAAUGAGAGAUCUUCAUCAUCUCAUAAAAGAAUGCUCUCAAGAUUCAGGACCAGCCAGGCUGAUCCAAGUCCUGAAGUUCUGAAGCAGAUAAAGAACAUAGCUCUGCAUGAGAAGUACAUUGAUCACCUUCACUGUAGAGAUGCAAGGAGAAGAACGUGCACCAAGACUGCAAUCCCUGUUGCCGAUAGGUGUAAGAAGACCACCAGUAAGUUGGAAAUUGGAGCUCUCAAAGCUGCAAGGACUGCUCUCAUCUCUGAGGCAAGAGAUUAUAUCAGCCAUUUUCAACAAAUGCAGGCUAAUUUCUUGGAAAACCAUGAAGUUUUGACACUGAUGACGAAAAUGCUGACGCUGAUGAUUAUGUUGAUGAUGAUGAUGAUGAUGAUGAUGAUAAACGAAUAUAAUGAGCAAGCAGCCAUGACAAUGUCACCUCCAAAGUGAAAAUUUCUUUGAUUGCCUUUGUUGAUGAGAGAGAAGUUAUACUCAUUUUUCCAUUAAUGGAAUAGGCCACAGCGGUCUGUUAUACCUGCUACUAUCAAAAACCUGUUGAGACGGUUGUAUGCCUUUGUAAUUUUUAGAAGAUAAAUGCAAUUGCUUCCAUGUCUAUUUGAUUAACCAACAAAAAAAA
Messenger RNA from Phoenix dactylifera (date palm), 1912 nucleotides. RefSeq lists its product as uncharacterized. The record is from RefSeq and is a predicted model, not a curated record. NCBI's taxonomy places the organism in Eukaryota, Viridiplantae, Streptophyta, Magnoliopsida, Arecales, Arecaceae.